Molecule: messenger RNA, 939 nt
Organism: Adineta ricciae
Lineage: Eukaryota; Metazoa; Rotifera; Eurotatoria; Adinetida; Adinetidae
Source: the annotation of a GenBank genome assembly
AUGCAAAUACCAGAAUCAUGGCAGCAUAUCAACAAUAAGCUAUACAUUCGAGUGACUCCUGUUACUAUACCUAAAAAACGUGUACGGAAGGUGUGUGUCCAUCCAUAUCCAAUUGAUACUAUGGUCUCUAACGUGGAGAAGGAUUCCGUUAGCAAUGCUCUUUAUUUUCCAAUUACACGUUCAGAUUUUCAAAACGGCAGAAAAGCGUUUUGCCUUACCCAUACCAAGUUAAAACAAAAAACGCUCAAAGCGCACGGCCCUUUACGCAUUCUCAAUUCUAAUAAAACACAUCAGCCCGAUGCAUGGAAUAAAUUAGACAGCAAGAAGCUAAUAAAAAAGUAUGGGUUGCAAAAAUCACGACUUGUUUUUUCCCUAUUCCAGUACGUUGAUCAUAAUCUAAAUGCCGUAUCCAGUGUUUCGCCAGUUUCGUCAGAGGUGAUGUUUGGAACAAAUAACCAACAACGUAGUGCUGUUGAUGCGGCUGUUACGGCAACUGAUCAUGACAGAAAAUUAGUGAGUUGUGCGCCAGAAAAAGGUAAUAGGGCGGGAGGAGACAAGGUUUUCAUGGUCCUUCCUGAGCUUGAUACAACAGCAGUUGAAGCCCUUCGCAUAUGUUUUGAUUUUGCGUCAUUAAAUCAACACAUUAUAGUUCGGCACAAGUUGAUCGACUCGAAGACGAUUGAGUUUUACACACCGGCAUGUUUGUUGAUACCAAGUGAUCAAGACCAAAUGGUUCCAAUUAUUGCAAUACAGAACGAUAAAAUCAUCGGAAGAUUUGAUUUUGUCUAUCAAUCAUCAACCAUUCAGCCAACAGCAGAUGCGCGUUUAAUCAAUCUAUUAAAUACGUCCUUUGAUGACGUUUUUCCAACUACGAGUAACGGUCCACAUGAUAUUGAUUUUGGAGAAAUAGUUUCUGGCCUAGCGGAUUAUUCAGGAUAA